AUGGCUGAAGUAGCUGGAUUGGCUCUGGGUAUCGCUGGCAUCGCUGGCACAAUCGAUGUUUGCAUUAAAUGCGGCAAAUAUCUGGUCCAAGCCUGCAAAGAUUAUGACCAGACUGACGUUAUAGUCAACGAACUAUGCGUGAGGAUUGAAAUCUGCUGGUCGCGAAUUGCGAGCCAGCUAGAAAUUGUCAAAGAACUCGAGCACGGUUUGAAUUACGACGAUCAGAAGCUCCAGACACGAAUCCUGAGUAUCCUCCGAUCGAAACUUGAAGCUGCCAUCGGAGCCAUCUCAAAGUCUGAGAAGUAUGGGUCAUCAAAACGCGUCAAAGCCUUGAAUUUUCUCAGUCUACGAGAGACUCUCGAAAGCACUGUAGCAGAUCUUGAAUCGUGGCAGCAGCGAUUUGAACCUUCAUGGUUCCAGGUCAUCAAAACAGCUCCCCCAGCUGUCGAUCAAGUGCUCCAAAACAGUCCAAAAGUCGGAGGUCGAAAUCGGGAGGAACCAGCUUACGAGGGUUUAAAAUUUCGUCAAGCUUUCGGUGAGAACCGGUCGGAUCUUCUUGCAGAGAAGGUACUUGCGACUCUAGAAACAGCACCUAUCCCACAUUGCAACGCAGUCUUCGCCACUAAGAAAGAGGAUAACAAACGAUUCAUCCUUGACUCUGUCUCCUCAACAAGCGUUACAUUGAGGGAUGCUCGACAACUUGCAUCGCGUCUCAGAGACUCAAACCCUUUUACUUUUGGAACGCUGAAAUGCAGAGGGAUUGUGCGGCUACCCAAGAAAGAAUCCCUAGUGUUUGUUUUUAGACUUCCAGACGGUUACGAUAAAGUUCAAAGCUGUAGGCAGCUCCUUCUUUCAGGUUAUAUGCCUCACUCGCUCACCAUGCGACUAAAGAUUGCUCGUCAGCUGGUAACCGCUGUCUACUACAUUCACCUUUACGAAUUUGUUCACAAAAGCAUUACCCCUGAGACUAUACUGCUUUUGAGGCAUUCCGAGCAGACAAAUAAUGAUUUGUUGAAGGACUCUGUCUAUCAACAUCCAUCUCGAGCAAGUGGUGCUGAGGUUACGUUUGUCAUGCAGCACGACAUCUACAGUCUUGGUGUUUGCCUUCUCGAGAUUGGCCUGUGGCAGUCGAUUGUUCACUACGAUUCAGGCAAUCCACAGAUAUCAAGAAAUCUGCGGGAUCUUGACCCGGAAGCUAUCAAAGAGCGACUGAUCUCUUUGAGCCGAAACGAAUUGAGAGUUACUAUGGGCGACAUAUACAGCAAGGUAGUCGAGACUUGCUUAACCUGUCUGGAUGAGGGUAACACGGAGUUUGGUGAUCCUCGUGAUUUUGAGGAUGAUUGUGGGGUUGAAGUCGGCUCGCGAUAUGUAAAAAAGAUCGUGGAAGUGAUGAGUGUUAUCAAUUACUAG
Molecule: messenger RNA, 1410 nt
Organism: Fusarium graminearum PH-1
Lineage: Eukaryota; Fungi; Ascomycota; Sordariomycetes; Hypocreales; Nectriaceae
Exons: 3
Coding region: 1-1410 (469 amino acids)
Source: RefSeq, a predicted model, not a curated record